CGAGACCUUUAAUCAUUCUUGCCGCCGAGAUGAACGACGAGAUGUUGCGCUCAUUGCAAUUUGAAUGCGACAGACUCCUCGACGCCAAGUUCGGAGAAACAGGCCUACCUGGCGCUCAGUUCAUCGCUCUCUCGAGGAACGGGACGACACUUUACUCGAGAUCGUUAGGAACCAAGGCCAUCAAUAGUGCUGAACCUAUGACGGACGAUACGAUGUUCUGGAUGGCGUCAUGCACGAAGAUCCUCACCUCCAUGUGUAUCCUGAAAUGUGUCGAGAAAGGACUUGUCACGCUCGAUGAGGAUAUAUUAGGGCAUAUACCCGAGCUUGCUAAGCAGCUUGUCCGUCAAGAUACGACCGAACCAGGAAAAUUUGAUCUCGUGCCUCGCAAAGGACCGAUAACCCUUCGAAUGCUCAUGACGUUCACGUCUGGUGUCGCAUUCCCUUCUACAGACCUUACUCCGGAAGUUAUAGAGUUUAUCGCGACGAGCAUGGAGCCGUAUGUGCAAGCUAGAGUUGAAUUUCAUGGUGGCGGACCUUUGAAUUCGCAGCCCGGAGAGAAGUGGGAAUAUGGAGGCGCUCUUGAGUGGGCCGGCCUUGUUGUCGAAUCCAUUACAGGCCAGAAGCUGGGAGAUUUCAUGAAAGAACAGAUCCUCGAGCCAUGUGGCGUUCACGACAUCAACUUCGAGCUGACAGAAGACCAGCGCUCCCGUUUCACGGGUACACAUUUCCGCUGGCCUGAUGGAAGGGUGACUGUACGCGGAAAGCUCAUAUCGGACGACGUUGUCGAUCAUGUUGGGGGUUCGGGCUUGUACGGGAGGGGAGAUGAGUAUGCUCGAGCGUUGCUACCACUUGUUAACGAUGGUGUUCAUCCGUUCACAGGAAAACGAAUCCUAAAGCCGGAGACAGUUAAGUCAAUAUUCGAAGGCCAGCUCACCCCAGAUCAGGCCGCUUGGCUCGAACGCCCGACGAUAGCAGCGGGAGGUAAAGUUUUGUUUCCAAACAUCGAGAAGCAGUGGGGGAUGGGAUGCCUGUUGAUGCCGAAGGGGUCUAGUGUGACCGGAAGAGGGGAGAGGACGGGAACUUGGGAAGGCUGGGCGAACACGCAUUGGAUGGCUGAUCCUACGAAGGGCGUUGUGAUGGUGGUUUUCGCUCAAGUUGUGCCUAAUACGGACGAGAAGCUGGUCGCUCUGAAGGACGAGUGGGAGAAGACGGUUUACCAAGGAUAUGAUCUGUUUGUCAAGGGAGGCGCAUAGUUAGUGCAGGGGAUGAUUGUGGAAAGGCAAUGACGGUUGCAUAUCCAUACGAAC
Messenger RNA from Stereum hirsutum FP-91666 SS1, 1307 nucleotides. Its product is annotated as beta-lactamase/transpeptidase-like protein. The transcript is spliced from 11 exons. The record is from RefSeq and is a predicted model, not a curated record. Bases 30 to 1253 code for a protein of 407 amino acids. Lineage: Eukaryota; Fungi; Basidiomycota; Agaricomycetes; Russulales; Stereaceae.